AUGAAGGGGAGGACGCUUUUCAAGAGCCCUCUCCCCAGCAACCACGUCUCCGACGCCUCCAGCUCGGCCGGCGCCGGCACCACCCACCGCCUGUACCAAGUUUGGAGGGGAAGGAAUAAAUUUCUUUGUGGCGGGCGGUGCAUCUUCGGCCCUGACGCCAACUCCAUCUUUCUAUCUGUGUCUCUCAUCAUGACGCCGCUCGCGCUCUUCGUGGCCUUCGUCUCGUUCCGCCUCGCCGAGCUCAUGGGGAAGCCGCUCGGCCCCUUCGUUCCAAGGACAGCCAUGGCCGUCGGCGCAUUCGAUCUUCUAGUGUUGGUGCUCACGUCAGGGCGAGAUCCCGGGAUCAUCCCGCGGAACACGAAGCCGCCGGAUCCCGAAGACGUCCAGCUGGACGGCCUGGCGUCCCCGGUGACCGGAGCGCCAUCGUCGGGGACACUUCCGCCGACGCGUGACGUGUACGUGAACGGUAUGGUGGUGAAGGUGAAGUACUGCCACACGUGCAUGCUGUACAGGCCACCGCGCUGCUCUCACUGCUCUGUCUGCAACAAUUGCGUGGAGCGCUUCGACCACCACUGCCCCUGGGUCGGCCAGUGCAUCGGCAAGAGAAAUUACAGGUUCUUCUUCAUGUUCAUCUCGUCGACGACGUUCCUUUGCCUCUACGUGUUCGUGUUCUGCUGGGUGAACCUGGUCCUCAUCGCGCGGAAGUACGGGUGCAGCCUGGGCGGCGCCAUCGUGGAGUCGCCGGUCUCGGGGUUCCUCAUCUUCUACACCUUCAUCACGUCCUGGUUCGUGGGCGGGCUCACAGCGUUCCACACCUACCUCGCCAGCACCAACCAGACCACGUACGAGAACUUCCGGUACCGGUACGAGGGAAAGUCCAACCCGUACAACCGCGGCGCGGCGCGGAACCUCGUCGAGAUCUUCCUGUCGCCGAUCCCCGCGAGCAAGAAUGACUUCCGGCAGAUGGUCGUGGUCGACCCCGACACGCUCCUGUACGGCCCGCCCUCCAUGGCCUACUCCUACUCCUUCGGCAUGCUGUCGGCGUCCAAGAAGAGCUUCAACACCCAAGCCAGCCUCAGCUUCGACAUGGGCAAGCCGAGCUUCGACCUCGGAGCUGGAUACAGCGUCAAGCGCACCAGCAUCGGCUCCUCCAACUUCGGCGACAUAUACAAUCCUACCGGUGACGGCGUGGAGGGCGCGGAGCACCAGCAGCCGCGGCACAACAUCUUCGGUGGCGGGAGGUUUCAGGGAAGCAAGAAGGUGGCAGAAGACUCGGAGUCGGUCGUGACCAACGUCGCCACGGCGAGCUACAACGUCGCCGGUUGA
Triticum turgidum subsp. durum (durum wheat) is the source of this 1326-nucleotide messenger RNA. NCBI's taxonomy places the organism in Eukaryota, Viridiplantae, Streptophyta, Magnoliopsida, Poales, Poaceae. The record is from the annotation of a GenBank genome assembly.